AUCGCACAUUGCACAAACCCAAUGUCAAACUCAUAGCGCAAACAUUUUCCCCUUAACAAUGCAUCCCCAUCUCCACAACCAACAAUGUCCUUCAUCCCUCGAACCUCCUUCCCAUCCCUCCCCUCCCUUCCCCGCUCCUACUUCCUCGGCCACCACAAAGUGGGCCUCCAGAAAAUGAAAGCAAUACUUGGCACAAUAGACCUCGUGCUCGAAUGCCGCGACUAUCGCGUCCCGCUCACAUCCCGCAAUCCGUUAUUCGAGUCCGCCUUAGAGGGCAAGGAACGCAUUGUCGUGUACACGAAACGGGAUCUCGGAGGUCCGGAGAGGGAUGCUGAGAACGAGCGGAUAGUUAGGGAGUGGCAUGGUAGUGUGCCAGUUGUGUUUACGAGGGCGGGGACUGGGGCGGGGGAGAAGGAGAAAGAGAAGGAGCGGUUUGGUGCGGGGAAGAAGAGUAUAGCGAACUUGUUGGACAUGUUGAGGGAGCAUGCGAGGAAUCAGUGGAAAUUAAUUGGUCAUAGACUCCUGAUUGUGGGCAUGCCGAAUGUCGGCAAGAGUACAUUGUUAAAUGCGUUGCGUGCGCAUGGUACCGGGAAAGGAAAGGCAGCGCUGACGGGGAAUCAGCCUGGGGUUACGAGGAAGAUUGCUACGGGGGUCAAGAUUAUCCCUAGUGAAGAUGACGACGAGCUCCCAGGGAGUGGAGACGUGAGGAGCUCCGGGGGUGGGAAGUACAAAGGCGUCGGCGGUGGUGUGUAUCUCUUAGAUACGCCAGGUGUAUUCAUCCCCUACGUCCCGGAUGCAGAAGCUAUGCUUAAACUCUCCCUCUGCGGUAGCGUAAAAGACACAAUUAUCUCUCCCGUCCUGUUAGCAGACUACCUCCUUUACCAUAUCAACCUCAUCGACCCGUCGCUCUACGCCUCGUACUCUUUUCCCACGAACAACAUCAUGGACCUCUUGGAAAACAUUGCAGAGCAAACAGGCCGGCUGGGUAAGAAAGGGAAAUUCGAUACUGAGGCUGCAGCGUUGUGGAUGAUUCAGCGAUGGAGACAGGGGCUAUUGGGUAGAUUUUUACUGGAUGAAGUUAGCCCUGAGGCAUUGGAGGUGACGAAACAUAGUGAGGAGGGAUUGGGGCCGAGUUUAAGCCAGGCGAGGAAGAUAGAGAGAGAGAGGAGGCGGGAAAGGGGAAAGGCUAGGCGGAAGGGAGGUGUUUGA
Molecule: messenger RNA, 1209 nt
Organism: Lindgomyces ingoldianus
Lineage: Eukaryota; Fungi; Ascomycota; Dothideomycetes; Pleosporales; Lindgomycetaceae
Product: mitochondrial GTPase 1
Exons: 1
Coding region: 85-1209 (374 amino acids)
Cellular component (GO): mitochondrion
Molecular function (GO): GTP binding; GTPase activity
Source: RefSeq, a predicted model, not a curated record